AUGCUAGAACCACAAUUUAGGGGCUGGAAAGAGAACACUCAGAUCAUUCUUGGCUACGUGGACUUAGACCUUACGUUAAGAACUGAACAACCCGCUGUACUUAUGGAUAAAAGUUUCGCUAAUGAAAAAGAGGACUUUGAUCAGUGGGAUCGUUCAAAUCGCAUGAGUCUUAUGAUCAUAAAGUGUGGUAUUCCAGAAACAUUCAAGGGCGCUGUGUUCGAUAAGGUAACUACUGUCAAGGAAUUUCUUGCUGAAAUUGAAAGACGCUUUGCAAAGAGCGAUAAGGCUGAAACUAAUAAACUUUUGGCGAACUUAGUUUCACUAAGGUAUAAAGGUAGAUGA
Messenger RNA from Fraxinus pennsylvanica, 342 nucleotides. The record is from the annotation of a GenBank genome assembly. Lineage: Eukaryota; Viridiplantae; Streptophyta; Magnoliopsida; Lamiales; Oleaceae.